Molecule: messenger RNA, 4943 nt
Organism: Diachasmimorpha longicaudata
Lineage: Eukaryota; Metazoa; Arthropoda; Insecta; Hymenoptera; Braconidae
Product: ATP-binding cassette sub-family C member 10
Exons: 3
Coding region: 16-4698 (1560 amino acids)
Biological process (GO): transmembrane transport
Cellular component (GO): membrane
Molecular function (GO): ATP binding; ABC-type transporter activity; ATP hydrolysis activity
Source: RefSeq, a predicted model, not a curated record
AAGAGGUGAAUCAGAAUGAGCGAUAUUGAGCUUCUGGAGCAACAGCAAUGGACAUGGAACUGGACAGAAUUGUGUGGGAUACGAGGAAGCAUAAGGCCUGUGAAUCCUGGCACUAAUAAUCUUGGGCUGUGCUUCCAGCAGCUCUAUCUUCAGAUUCCAACGUUGGGUCUGCUCGCCAUUACCUCAGCCUACUACUGUGGGAGGAGAACCACCUUGGCUCCCUACGAACGCUUUUCACACUACGCCCUAACCCUCCGUCUCCUAAUCACCGCCUGCCUGGCAACUCUCCCAAUAAUCCGGGCCUACAUAAUCCUCUCCAACUCGACAAUCCCUUCGCCAAGGAAUCUCACCUCCCCUCCCUUCCUCAUUAGUGACUAUGACGUCCAAGGCGCAGAUCUUCCUCUGAAAUCCCCGGAUAUCUCCAACGAGGAGACCUCAGCGAAGCCCAUCGAUUACCUAGUCGCCGGAACUGAGGGUCUAGCAUGGGUGGUGCACCUUUGCUUCGUCCUGAGUCUCCGCCGAGGCACAAGGUUCAGUCUACGGGGCCCCGUUGUCAUCAGAGCCCUCAUCUUCAUGUUGAUCGGUAUUUCCACUCUUAUCCUGAGUACUCACAUCAAACACUCCCCAUCCAACGAUGUCCUACCAGACCUCUCCUUGGGAUUCAGCAUAGCCGUCGUCAGCCUGAUGUUUCUCUACGCCCUAACCCUGCUCCCAACAGCCAGCAAUAAUCCUCAUCAGAGGGGUUCAAGGUACACAGAGAUCGGUGAGAAUACAGCCCUCCUAAACUCUCCAGGCCACUCCUACAUCCACUUCCUCGAGGACCAAGACCCGAACUAUCUCGGGACCGCCAUGGAGGGCAACCCCUUUCUGUCGAACCUCCUCUUCCACUGGGUGACCCCCAUGAUGGAGAAAGGGGUCAGAGGAUCCCUGCAGCGCACUGACGACCUCUACGACCUCCCGGAGCACGUGAGCACCGCCUCAAUCAACACCGAGAUCGACCGGUUUAUCAGGAAGCCCACCAGGUCAAACGUUUAUGUAGAUCCUGAUGAAAAUCAGGGACCUCCUCCCAGCAACAACAUUUCCCUCCUCCGACUCCUUCACAAGUGUUUCGGGUGGCAAUUCUAUGCAGUUGGAAUCCUCAAGUUCAUCGCUGACUGCUCCGGAUUCGUCGGGCCCAUUCUCCUGAACAAACUUGUCGGUUUCAUCGAAGACAAGGACAAACCAUUGUCCUACGGAUAUCUGUACGCAUCCUUGAUGUUCAUCGCGACACUCAUCGGCGCCUUCGCCAUCGCCCAUUUCAACUUCUGGAUGAGCGUCGUGGGACUGAAAAUACGAAGCACCGUUGUCACUCUCGUCUACAGGAAGACCCUUCACUCCUCCAAUGUCAAAUUGAAUCAGGAAUUUACAUUCGGAGAAAUCGUCAACUUCAUGAGCACCGAUAGUGAUAGGAUAGUCAAUAGCUGUCCCAGCUUUCACACCUUCUGGAGUAUUCCCCUGCAGUUGGUGGUGACUCUUUAUCUUCUUUACAAUCAGAUUGGGCUGUCUUUCCUAGCGGGUUUGGCAUUCGCUGUCAUUCUCAUUCCUAUCAAUAAGUUCAUUGCCAACAAGAUCGGUAUUUUGAGCACUAAGAUGAUGGGGUUCAAGGACAAGAGGGUGCGCCUCAUGGGGGAGAUUCUCCGGGGAAUGACGACGAUUAAACUUCAUGUGUGGGAGGAGUAUUUCUACCGGGAAAUAAUUACGCUCAGGGAGGAGGAGAUCAAGUACCUCCGUGGACGGAAGUACCUUGACGCCCUUUGCGUCUACUUCUGGGCAACUACUCCGGUAUUGAUAUCGAUCCUAACGUUCGGGACGUAUGUCCUUGCGGGGAAUUCCCUGGAUGCCAAAACUGUUUUCACGAGUAUGGCUCUUCUCAACAUGCUGAUAGGGCCUCUCAACGCCUUCCCCUGGGUUCUAAAUGGGUUGACAGAGGCCUGGGUGUCAGUGAAGAGGAUCCAAAGGUUGCUAGACCUUACUGACCUGAACAUAUCGACUUACUACUCUGAUCCGCCCAUCGGAUAUGACAUAAUGUUGAAAAAUGCCACGCUCACAGCAAAUGAUGUGAAGGAGGAGGACAUCCGAGAGAAGAAUCCAUUUGAGAAUAUCGAUGAAAUCCUCCCACUCCCGUCGACGUCGACUUCCGAAUCGACACCGGCGAAGAAGUCAGUCUCCUUUGAGAGGGAUAAUGUGUUCAGCCUCAGAGGGUUGACCUUUCAAGCGAAAAGGGGACAGCUGAUCGGAAUUAUGGGAAAAGUCGGCGGGGGGAAGUCCCUGUUUCUGGACGGUAUUCUCGCGGAGAUCACCAAACUAAAUGGGAUUAUUGCUGUCAGUAAUCUUGACAAGGGCUUUGCCUACGUCAGGCAGACGCCCUGGCUCCAGCGUGGAACCAUCCGCGAGAAUAUUCUCUUCGGAAAGGCGUAUGAUUAUAAUAAAUACAGAAAUGUCAUCAAAGCUUGUGCUCUCGAUGACGAUCUGGUGUCAUUACCGAACAAGGAUUUAGCAGCUGUUGGUGAGGCCGGGGUGACUUUGAGUGGAGGACAGAAGACGAGGAUAGCUCUGGCGAGGGCGGUCUAUGCUGACAAAAAUAUCUAUCUUCUCGACGACAUUUUGGCUACUCUGGACACCAAAGUUGCUAAACACAUAUUUCAGAAUGUUAUUCUUGGGGCCUUGAAGGAGAAGACGAGGGUCAUCUGCACACACCAGACGCAGUUCUUGAUCCACGCUGAUUACGUUUUGGAAAUGUCCAAGGGGAGGAUCGUUAAGCAGGGGCUGCCAACUGAGAUCCUGCCGGACCUUGAGGAUUAUCUGCUAUCGUCGAGCUCUACGGAUUACAGCAGAGACAUCAAAACGUCGAAGGAACCGUUGAACGAUAACUCUAUCAAUCCAAAUGACGUUGACAGGGAUCCCAUGCUCGAUGAGGAAGCGAUGGAGAGGGGAACCGUUCGUCUUGGGGUUUAUGGAACGUAUCUAGGUGCUGUUGGGAGGUUCCUGGCGAUCUGCAUCUUCCUGGCAAUGCUUUUAAUGCAGUCUUCCAAGAACGUCAGCGAUCUGUGGCUCUCCUUCUGGGUAACCCAUAUCAACACAACCGUUAAUAACUCUACGAUCCUUCCUUUGACGAUCAGACUCGAGGCAGUUCUAAAUGACGACACACCUGGAAGCUACUUGGCUGUUUAUGCCAUCCUUGCUGCUAUCAACACCUUCUUCACACUCAUCAGAGCCUUCAUGUUCGCCUAUGGGGGCGUUCAUGCUGCCAUAGUCAUGCAUGAACACCUUUUGGACAUUGUUCUCAGAGCGAAGAAGGUGUUCAUCGAUUCUCAGUCCAUCGGAAGGAUCUUGAAUCGAUUCUCCUCGGACACCUAUACCGUCGACGACUCUUUACCCUUCAUCUCGAACAUUCUUCUAGCUCAGGUAUUCGCCUUGCUGGGGACCAUCAUCAUCACGGCCUAUGGACUUCCCUGGAUAUUUUUAGUUCUCGCUCCACUGGUGCCGGUGUAUCACUGGCUUCAGCAUCACUACAGACUGACAUCGAGACAGUUGAAGAGGCUCUCAAGCACUUCAUUGUCGCCUCUCUACACUCACUUCAACGAGACACUCCAGGGGUUGAGCAUAAUACGAGCGUACAGGGUCGUUCCCAGGUUCAAGCAUGAUAACGAGCUGUUCCUUGAGGCUAGCCAGAAGGCGAUGUUUGCAUCGGUGGCUGCAGCUCAGUGGCUCGCCCUCAGGCUUCAGUUCAUUGGUGUUGCUCUGCUAGCUGGCGUUUGCGUUCUCGCGGUCAUUCAGCAUCAGUUCGACGUCGCCGAUCCAGGACUCAUCGGUCUUGCCAUCACUUAUGCUCUCGGGGUCACUGGACUGCUGUCGGGAGUUGUCAACGUCUUCACGGAGACCGAGAGGGAGAUGAUCUCUGUGGAGAGGAUCAAACAGUAUUUCGAGGAUGUACCCACUGAGGAUCUCACUGGGGAUAAUCCACCUUAUGCCUGGCCCAGUCAGAGUGUCGUUGAGUUUAGAAAUGUUGUGCUGAGGUACAGGGACUAUCUGUUGCCAUCACUGAACAGGGUCUCCUUCCGGACGAGACCAGCUGAGAAAAUUGGCGUCGUGGGGAGGACUGGAGCUGGCAAGAGCUCUAUUUUUAAUUCUCUCUUCAGACUCGUGGAGAUUGAUUCUGGGGAAAUACUCAUUGAUAAUGUUAAUGUGAAGAGCCUACAGCUGAAUGCACUGAGGGCAAGGCUCUGCAUCAUACCCCAGAAUCCAUUUUUAUUCUCGGGAACUGUUAGGGAGAAUGUGGAUCCUCUGGAGCAGUAUACGGAUAUGCAGAUUUUUCAGGCCUUGGAGAAGUGCAAGCUGAGCUCUUUGGUGCAGAGGCUCGGGGGACUUGGUGCUAGUAUUGAUGAAGCUGGGGCCAAUCUGAGCACUGGACAGAAACAACUUUUCUGCCUUGUCAGGGCUAUUCUACAUAAUGCGAGGAUUCUGUGCAUUGAUGAGGCCACUGCCAAUGUUGAUCAGGAGACUGAUAAGGCUAUUCAGAAUACCAUUAAAUCUUCCUUCAGGAGCGCCACGGUUAUUACCAUUGCGCAUAGGAUUAGGACCAUUAUGCACUGUGAUAGUAUUUAUUUGCCACUGUUGCAGGGUAUUGGUGAUGGGCCAAGGUCGGGUAUUGGAGUUUGAAGAGCCAAAUGUACUCAUCGAAGAUGAGGAUUCGUAUUUUUACUCUCUUGCAAGUCAAGAGUUUGCUAAUCAGAAUAAUUGAAUCGUUAUCAAUUGAAUACAGUCAGAGAUAUUUUUUCAUCAAUGUUGGGCGUCAUGAUCUUUGUAAUUUAUCAUUGAAUACAUCGAUUUUAUAUUUCUUUACAUUGUAAUCGUAUGAUAUAGAGAUUUGUGAUGAUGAAAUACAAACGGCGUAUAUUCGUUUA